AACGCUCGCUCUCCUUCAGAUCCCUCCACGGCGCACGGGGGUUAAGCAGCCACUGCUCGGAUUGCGGCGCCCGUCACUUUCUGCAGCUUUUCCGCUUCUUCAUCACUCAGCUUCUCUCUCUCCACCUCCAGCACGGUGGUCUCCGCCCGGCUGCGUCCACAGCGACGACCCAAAACGGGAGUUGUGACAGUGCGAACAGCCACAGCCGACGGUUGUUUUGGUUGCUGAAAAGUAAGAUAAUUCGAUAAAGAUGGUGAAACUUGGGAGUAAUCUACAGGACAAAGGGGCGAAAGCAGUGAGCGUUGAGGAUGGAUUUCAGAACGUCCCCCUCAUCACGCCCUUGGAUGUUAGUCAUCUUCAGUACCAAGCGCCAGACAAGGUUGUGGUGAAAACACGAACUGAAUACCAAACGGAGCAGAAGAACAAGGCCAAGCUGAAGGUGCCCAAAGUGGAGGAGUUCACCAUCAGCUUCACUGAUGGUGUGUCAGAGAGACUGAAGGUCACCAUCCUUAUUGUCCUGGCUUUGGCCUUUCUUGCCUGCAUAGUGUUCCUGGUGGUGUACAAGGCCUUCACUUAUGACCACACCUGCCCAGAUGGCUUUGUGUACAAGCACAAGCGAUGCAUCCCAGCCUCCCUGGAGGCCUACUACACUGCUCAAGACGCCAACUCCCGCGGCCGCUUCUACACGGUCAUUAGCCACUACAGCAUGGCGAAGCAGACCACCUCACGCUCUGUUUCCCCCUGGCUGCCAGCUGGUGGCGCCCAGCACGACGCUAAGCCCCCUAACACAGACAGCCAAUGAGGCUGCCCAUGCUGCUUAUUAACCAGGCAUUGCCGUGCCUGCUUACUUUUCACCUGAUUACCUGCUACUUUCCAUUUCUCCCCUUCUGUUUUUUUUUUACCUGCAUAGUUCUUAAAAUGUAUGACUCUUUAUUUAUGUAUUUAUUUAUUUAUGACUAUUUAUUAUUUAUUUUUAUUGUAUAAUUCCUGUUUUUUUUGUAUUUAAUAUCUGAUCAUUGUUUGUACAAAGGCAUGACUUGGCAAACCUGUCUGAAAUGUUUUUCCUUGCACUGUCUGUGAGUGUCAAUGAUCCAUCUCAAAAACAAACGUCCUGUACCCAACCCCUGUAGUUAAGUGACCGUUCAAUUCAUUGUGAAAGGCAUGAUACAAAUAAGGGAAGCUUUUUUGUGGUUUAUUUCCAAACAUACAGUUUCUGUGGUUUUCUGUCAAGAUAUCUGUAAGACUCAUUUUUAUGUGGGAUAUAUUAAUGACAACAAUAAUAUAAAUAUGAUAUUACCAUAGACUGGCGACAGAACACAUGGUAAAUGUAUGUUAUGGUUCCUCCUUUGAGCCUAUCUGUAAAUAGCCCAUGAGAAAGAAUAAACCUGUUGUGUGUACUGCCAUUAGACACAUUGUAAAAUUCUCACUGUUUCUCAACGGAUGAUCAGCGGCCUUUGGAGCUUCGCAUUUCGCUUUAGCCAGCAGUCUAUGCUCAAUCACUGGAGGAUGAUCCAGGGAUGAAAACCUGGGACUCUGGGAUAAUUUCAGCAGAAUCCUUGCCAAAGCUCGAUCUUCUGCUUCAGUCACAGAUCUGCGCCACUGUCAUUUUUAUAUCUGUUGUCAGAAAAACAUUUUGAAAUCGUGUGCUGUUGUUAGUUGAUAUGUAGCAAAGCACUGAGUAUUUUUGAUUGUGUAUCCUUUAGGUUUAAAACAAUAAAGAUAUACAAAAUGUUCAGUA
This is a messenger RNA of Pygocentrus nattereri (red-bellied piranha), 1738 nucleotides long. It is a transcript of the gene nsg2, whose product is annotated as neuronal vesicle trafficking associated 2. NCBI's taxonomy places the organism in Eukaryota, Metazoa, Chordata, Actinopteri, Characiformes, Serrasalmidae. Gene Ontology annotation, cellular component: endosome; membrane. Gene Ontology annotation, biological process: endosomal transport; G protein-coupled dopamine receptor signaling pathway; clathrin coat assembly. The record is from RefSeq and is a predicted model, not a curated record. The coding region runs from base 251 to 802 and encodes 183 amino acids. The transcript has 5 exons. Gene Ontology annotation, molecular function: clathrin light chain binding.